AUCAGCAGUGAGGUAGUGGCAGAGGGAGCUCUGCAGCCUGUAGAGGGGGGACAAGUGCAGGGGACAGAGGCCGGGCAAAGCCAACAGCAACAACAACAACAGCAGCCGCCCCCCAAUGCCUGGCAGGUCAUCAAAGGCGUUUUAUUCAGGAUAUUUAUUAUCUGGCUGAUCAGCAGCUGGUUCCGUCGAGGGAGCUCACCCCAGGAGCCGACUGACCCCAACACAGUUGUCCAUGCUCCCAGCCGCAACCUCUUCCCCAGGGACACCUUCAUGGACCUGCGUGUGUAUAUCUCAGAGAAUGAGCAGUUCACGGAGUUUAACAACACAGAUCCCCUGUUCUGGGAGUAUCCUGACCUGGUGUACGGGGACUGGAGCAGUGGGCUGAACAGUGACGGCUGUUACGAACACUAUGGAGAAGUGAAAACGACAGAGCGAGUAAAAAACAACGGUUCUUUGUACAUUCACAUCUAUUUCACUAAGAGCGGAUUUCACCCCGACCCCUUGAGAAAGAGUCAGUACAAACGUCUAGCCACAGUCUCAACAACACGAAUGUUGAACAAGUUCAAGAGAAGAAAGUACGAGAAAACCAAGAACCUGCUGACUGGUGAGACACAGACUGACCCCGAGAUUAUUAAGAGAGCUGAAGAUUACGGGCCGGUUGAGAUCAUGUCCCAUUGGCAUCCGAAUCUGACCGUCAACAUGAUCGAUGAUCACACGGCCUGGGUAAAGGGAGCCGUGCCCCCCCCUCUAGACCAGUAUGUGAAAUUUGACGCUGUGAGUGGGGACUAUUACCCCAUCAUUUACUGUAACGAUUACUGGAACCUGCAGAAGGAUUAUUUCCCCAUUAACUCCAGCCUGGACCGGCUGCCCCUGCAGCUGACCUUCUGCCCCCUCAGCCUCUGGAAAUGGCAGCUGUACGCAGCCCAGAGCAGUAAAUCCCCCUGGAACUUCCUGGGAGAGGAUCUGUACGAACAGCCAGACGACGAGCAGGAUUCAGUCAAGGUGGCCCUGUUGGAAACGAACCCCUACCUCCUGGCCGUGACCAUCAUCGUCUCCAUCGUUCACAGCGUCUUCGAGUUUCUGGCCUUCAAAAAUGAUAUCCAGUUCUGGAACAGCCGUCAGUCCCUGGAGGGCCUGUCUGUCCGCUCGGUGAUCUUCGGGGUUUUCCAGUCGGCGGUGGUUCUGCUCUACAUCCUCGAUAACGAAACCAACUUUGUGGUUCAGGUCAGCGUCUUCAUCGGCCUCCUCAUCGACCUGUGGAAGAUCACCAAGGUCAUGGACGUUAAGAUUGACCGAGAGAACAGAGUGUUGGGGAUCAUCCCCCGACUGACCCUGAAGGACAAAUCCACUUACAUCCAAUCGUCCACCAAGAACUACGAUGACAUGGCUUUUAAGUAUUUAUCCUGGAUUCUGUUCCCGUUGUUGGGCUGUUAUGCAGUUUACAGCUUAUUAUACCUGGAGCAUAAGAGCUGGUAUUCCUGGGUCCUCAGCAUGCUCUACGGGUUCCUACUGACCUUCGGGUUUAUCACGAUGACUCCACAACUCUUCAUCAAUUAUAAGCUGAAAUCCGUGGCUCACCUGCCCUGGCGGAUGCUCACCUACAAAGCCCUCAACACCUUCAUCGAUGAUCUCUUCGCUUUUGUUAUCAAAAUGCCCAUGAUGUACAGAAUAGGGUGUCUGAGAGACGACGUGGUAUUUUUCAUCUAUCUUUACCAACGACGUAUUUACCGCGUGGACCUCACGAGGAUGAACGAGUUUGGGACGAGCGGUGAGGGUCCGGGGGCGGGACCAGUGGAGGGCGGGGCAGGGGCCAGGGCCAUCGAGGCCCCCCCAGGGGAGUCCAACAAACCCGCCGGGCCGAAGAAAAACGAUUAACAACAACAACGACAAAAUAAUAAUCCAUGAUAAUUAAUAAUUGAUCAAUUAAAAAAAAAAGGCAAACUUUGUAUCGUCCCAAUUUUAAUGUUUCAUCGACGACAAAGCGGAAGGAACGAGGAACCAUGGACUUUACGGAUCGAUCUGAUACUGAUUUUUGUAUUGACAUAAUCCCCUGUUAAAUUAGUGACGAGUUCUAGGUAAAAACGUGCUGUGCUUGUAUUUUGUCUCCUGGCUACAUAUCUGUAUUUAAGUGCAUAAUCACUGUCGUUUGUGUUCCACCAACGGGUGGAAUAUCUGGUCCAUUAAAUGGCGAAUAAGGUUUAAAUUUCCCGUAUUUGUCCACAGACCUUCUUCUGUGUGUCCUCUGGGGGGAACAAACCAGAAUUUUUUUNAAUAUAUAAAUGUAUGUAUAUGGUUUUAAAUUAAAUUAAAAUAAAAGUAAAUAGCAACAGUUUAGUUUAGUGACUGACGGAUUAGUUUAGGGACAGACAGGACUGAUCGCAAGGCUGUUAGGGUUAGAGACGAGAGGCGGGUCAGAGACUUGCGAAUUAAUCUCAAAGCGUUUGAUUUGACACAAAUUCCUCUUCGUUCAAGUUUAGAUUCACAUUGAUUUGAGGUGGAGUUGGAGUUGUGAAAUUCAGUUUAAAGAAAAUGGCACAAAAGAUGUGUUAAUGAGAACUCCUCCUCCACUCGUUCUCUUUCCUUCUUCCUCCUUCCCUCCUUUCAUCCCAUAGACACAUAGAUAUAUAUACACAGACACACACAUAUACACAGACACACACACAGAGACACAGGCACAUAUACAGACACACAUACGUAGACAAACACCGAGACACACACAUAUACAUAGAUACACAUAUAGACAAACACAGACACACACAAAUUCACGAGCGAACUGACCUGGGACCAGUGAGUGUGAAUUAAAACCAGCAAAGCAAAAGUUUAGCGAGGUUUGAGGCAGAAUGAAGUGUGUAUGUGUGAUUGUGUGUGUGUGAUUGUGUGUGUGCACUGGGAAACUAUUACUGAAUGACUUGAGGGGUUGAUUUCCAAAUUGUGAUUUACUUCCCUGAGUUAUUGUGACGAUAAUAAAAGUACGAUUCCUUGCUUUGCUAACUCUUAGCAGUCACUGACCUCUGCUCAUUCCACCUCUCCACUCCAACGCCCAAACUUAAACCUAAACCCCUGCUAAUAGUUCAUCUCUGGUAGUUUUCUCAAAACUAGUGACCCCCACUUCGCCCCCAUCCCUUCCCCCCUCUCUCCACACUCCACCCUCCCAGAGAAAAAAUAUGCCAAUUGAAAAUAAAACGUUUAGCGCACAUUUCCAAAGUAUUACUCCUGUAUUGAAACUCCUUUCGCCAAAACACACUUGUGUACAAAAAGACGAUUAAAUACAUUUCAUCAUUAAAAA
Messenger RNA from Callorhinchus milii (elephant shark), 3286 nucleotides. It is a transcript of the gene clptm1, whose product is annotated as CLPTM1 regulator of GABA type A receptor forward trafficking. NCBI's taxonomy places the organism in Eukaryota, Metazoa, Chordata, Chondrichthyes, Chimaeriformes, Callorhinchidae. Gene Ontology annotation, cellular component: membrane; endomembrane system. The record is from RefSeq and is a predicted model, not a curated record.